AUGCCCAAGGGUGUGAUGCUGCUGGUACCUUCACAAGAGUGCGUCACCGUCACAGAACAGAGUCAGUCGCCAAGCGACUUUGGCCGGCGCCGUUGUCUCUACUACCGACUGAUGGCUGCCUGCUGCAAGCUGCAGGUGGCAGAACACAGUUUUCUGAAGUCUGUGUGCAAUCGGUACCUCCACAAGGGUGUGGCGCCGUAA
Messenger RNA from Podospora pseudopauciseta, 201 nucleotides. RefSeq lists its product as uncharacterized. NCBI's taxonomy places the organism in Eukaryota, Fungi, Ascomycota, Sordariomycetes, Sordariales, Podosporaceae. The record is from RefSeq and is a predicted model, not a curated record. The transcript is spliced from 2 exons. The coding region runs from base 1 to 201 and encodes 66 amino acids.